Messenger RNA from Copidosoma floridanum, 609 nucleotides. RefSeq names its product UPAR/Ly6 domain-containing protein cold. The record is from RefSeq and is a predicted model, not a curated record. Lineage: Eukaryota; Metazoa; Arthropoda; Insecta; Hymenoptera; Encyrtidae.
UCUGUGUAUGUUCUCCCAUUCUAUACGAGUGUAUAUGCUUUCCAAAGUUUCCCUCUCGUUGGUACUCCAAAACAUUCUGCUCCGAAAUACGCGAUAAACAAUAGUAAAAUGAAGCUGUGGUCUCUAGCUCUUCUGCUAGCAACGUUUUUCUCGAUUGGCAACGCCCUAGAAUGCCACGUUUGUACAAACCAAGAGGGAAAUGUGGCAAAGUGUUUAAACACUGUUAUGACGUGCGAACAGGGAGAAGACACCUGUUUAACAAUCAUAAGAUGGGGCAGUACACCUUACUGGGUUCCAGAAGCGAAGAAACAAAAAUAUGUAUCAAAACGUUGUUCAUCAAAAAAAGAAUGUGAAAAAAUUAGAAGAAAUAACAUGCCUGAUUGUUCACACGUUGGGUAUCUAGAUUGGCAGUGUUCUGAUUGCUGUCAAGGAGACAAAUGCAACUAUUACAUUAUUUCUGGCUCAAGCAAAAUUGGUGUGAUUAUGAGUACUAACAGACAAGUGUCCGAGAGCUUCAUAAAAAAGAAUGCAACGAUUGAUUGGUGCAUAUGUCAAGGAGGCAGAGAAGAAAGCAACACCGAGGAGGAGGAGGAGUAUACAGACAAAUAA